GCGAUUCAAUUUCCUCCGGUCCACACGCUGCUGUUCUCUUUUCUCUCUCCCGCCACCACGCCGUCGUCGGUCUUUUUCUCACACCGCCGCCAGUUCCAGAGUCUCCAGCGACUCUCCGAUGACCUUUCCGGUUAGGUGACGAUGUUGAAUAUGUUAAAACCAAGCAAAUUUUUUGACAACGUUGUUGAUAGAUUAGCAUGGUGCAUAACAAACAAAAAGAUCUCCACCAAAAUUGUCUCCAAGAAGCACUACUUUGUUUCUUCUUCCUUUCUUAGUUUGUCAACUUCACUACCUUCCAAGCCUUCAGAUUUUCGAUUGCUCGAUAACGUAACAACAUGCAUUGCUUUUCUACAAUCAUGUGCUGAAUCUAAGAAUCUCAACAAAGGAAAACAGCUUCAUUCUGUAAUGAUCACCUAUGGUUUUUCCCAUUCACCUUCAUCUAUCACUAGCUUAAUCAACAUGUACUCCAAAUGUGGUCGAAUGGAGGAGGCUGUUUUGGUUUUCCAUGAUCCGUGUUAUGAGCCUAAUGUGUUUGCAUAUAAUGCUAUAAUUUCUGGGUUUGUUGCUAAUGGUCUUGCUUCAAUUGGGUUUCAAUUUUAUAAGCAAAUGAGGUUAGAGGGUGUGAUGCCUGAUAAGUACACUUUUCCAUGUGUAGUUAGAUCUUGUUGUGAGGUCAUGGAGGUGAAGAAGAUUCAUGGAUGUUUGUUUAAAAUGGGGUUGGAGCUGGAUUUGUUUGUUGGUAGUGCUUUGGUUAAUACUUACUUGAAGCUUGGCUCAAUGGAAGAUGCACAAGAAGUGUUUGAAGAAUUGCCAAUAAGAGAUGUUGUGCUUUGGAAUGCAAUGAUCAAUGGGUACGCCCAGAUUGGUUGCCUUGAUGAGGCAUUAGAAAUUUUCAGAAGAAUGCAUAUAGAAGGUGUUUCACCUAGUAGGUUUACAAUUACUGGAAUUUUGUCUAUUUUUGCUUUGAAGGGACACCUAGACAAUGGGAGAACAGUCCAUGGGAUUGUGAUGAAAAUGGGUUAUGAUUCAGGCGUUGCAGUUUCAAAUGCUCUAAUCGAUAUGUAUGGGAAAUGCAAACAUAUCGGAGACGCUUUAAUGGUUUUUGAGACGAUGAAUGAAAAGGAUAUUUUCUCAUGGAAUUCAAUUAUAUCGGUUCAUGAACAAUGUGGUGACCAUGAUGGUGCCUUGAGGCUUUUUGAUAAGAUGUUAGGUUCUGGGUUUCUACCUGAUUUGGUAACCGUCACAACCAUACUUCCAGCUUGCUCUCAUUUGGCUGCCCUCAUGCAUGGUAGAGAAAUUCAUGGAUAUAUGAUUGUUAAUGGAUUGGGAAGGGAUGGAGACAAUGGAGUUAUAGAUGAUUUACUUGUGAAUAAUGCUGUUAUGGAUAUGUACGCAAAAUGUGGAAGUAUGAAAAAUGCUCAAAAGGUUUUUAAUUCAAUGACCAAUAAGGAUGUGGCAUCAUGGAAUAUUAUGAUUAUGGGGUAUGGUAUGCAUGGAUAUGGCAUGGAUGCAUUGGAUAUGAUUUCUCACAUGUGCGAGGCCAAAAUUAAGCCCGAUGAAGUUACUUUUGUUGGAGUUUUAUCGGCGUGCAAUCAUGCAGGUUUUGUGUGUCAAGGGCGUUGGUUCUUAGCUCAAAUGGAGCAUGAUUUCGGUGUUAUCCCAACCAUUGAGCAUUACACUUGUGUGAUUGAUAUGCUGGGACGAGCUGGGCAUUUAGAGGAUGCUUAUGAUUUAGCCCAAACGAUGCCUAUUCAAGCCAACCCCGUUGUGUGGAGGGCUUUAUUGGGAGCUUGUCGACUCCAUGGGAAUGCGGAGUUGGCCGAGAUUGCUGCACAAAAAGUAAUGCAAUUGGAUCCAGAGCAUUGUGGGAGUUAUGUGUUGAUGUCUAAUGUUUAUGGAGUUGUAGGUCGAUAUGAAGAGGUGUUGGAGGUUAGAAACACGAUGAAGGAACAACAUGUCAGGAAGACGCCUGGAUGUAGUUGGAUCGAACUCAAGGAUGGAGUGCACGUUUUUCUCACCGGAGACAGGACACAUUUAGAAUUGAAUGCAUUGACAAGUCAACUUUGUGAUAUUGGAUUCAUUUUAGAUGAAGUCUUGAAUUUAUAUUGAGAUAUGGUAGCAUGUGCAAUUGCAUUAAGCCAAUAGCCAUUUCUUUUAUUCAAAGGUUGAUGAGCGGCACAACAUGUACAUUGAUGAGUUUACUAUUAUAGUGAAAAUCAUUGGUUAAUGAUUA
This is a messenger RNA of Cucurbita moschata (crookneck pumpkin), 2233 nucleotides long. RefSeq names its product pentatricopeptide repeat-containing protein At3g14730. NCBI's taxonomy places the organism in Eukaryota, Viridiplantae, Streptophyta, Magnoliopsida, Cucurbitales, Cucurbitaceae. The transcript is spliced from 2 exons. The record is from RefSeq and is a predicted model, not a curated record. Gene Ontology annotation, molecular function: RNA binding; protein binding. Gene Ontology annotation, biological process: RNA modification. Bases 142 to 2109 code for a protein of 655 amino acids.